AGGAUGAUGGCUGCAUAUCAAUCAGUGCGCAAUGGGUACGUGGAUAUGGACUCGACGCUUUCCUGGCCUACAGGCGGUGGGUCAAACGGCUGGGCAUGCUGUUCUGGCGAGUUUUGCUCGACCCGCAAUCCAUCGCAUACCAUCUCCAAGCUUAUUGACGAUACCUCAACUUUCCGUUCAUGAAUAUCAUCGCCGCAGCCGCAUCAUGGAGAGCAACUGCUCAGUACACUCUGCGCUCGAGCAACGGAGCAAAUAGCAGCGAAGCUUGGCCGGGACUGUGAACUGCGAGGACGUGUGACGAAUGCAUAUGGCGUCCAUGUCCGGUGAAGGCCGGUGGGCCCCGCGCAUUAGGGUAUCUGCGAAUUGGGGAUGAAGGAAGCAAGAUGCACCGCUGGGCUACGAUGUUCUCCGGGAUUGCUUCUAUGACUGCGAACGGACGUUCACGAUGCGAAGCAGUCGCAAGCUCGUCCAAUAAGUGGCUACCAAGCAGCGAUCAGUCGUAGGGUGCCGGCAUCUCAUGGACCCAUCCAUGUCCUAUCGGAUCCUGUGCGCACAGACGCCACCGCUUGGGG
Molecule: messenger RNA, 572 nt
Organism: Punctularia strigosozonata HHB-11173 SS5
Lineage: Eukaryota; Fungi; Basidiomycota; Agaricomycetes; Corticiales; Punctulariaceae
Exons: 3
Coding region: 7-183 (58 amino acids)
Source: RefSeq, a predicted model, not a curated record